Molecule: messenger RNA, 1030 nt
Organism: Salvia hispanica
Lineage: Eukaryota; Viridiplantae; Streptophyta; Magnoliopsida; Lamiales; Lamiaceae
Product: RNA-binding (RRM/RBD/RNP motifs) family protein
Molecular function (GO): mRNA binding
Source: RefSeq, a predicted model, not a curated record
AAAUUUCAUUACAAUUUUCACAAAUUCCGAAUUUUGCAAUCCCCAAAUCGCAAUUCCUCCGAUCAACGCACCGCCGUAACGCCGUCCUUUCCGUCGUCAAAUUAGGGUUUCUAUGUCGAACUUCCAUUCAACCUCCGCGGCCGCCACUUCAUCGUCCAGCCAAUACACCUACUCCGCUGCCACCACGCCCUAUUUUCCGACGCCAUUUCACCUCCAACAAACGCCUCCCCCGCCCCCUGCUCCUUACAUCGGCGCCGCCCCUCCGCCUCCCGUCUACCCCACGCAACCCACCGUUUACGCCUUGCCGCAAUAUCAGCAGGCCCAACAGUUGUUUCAGAGAGAUGCACAGACAAUAACACCAGAAGCUCUUGAGAGUGUGAAAGCUGCACUUGCUAACAGUGAUAUUGAGCACAAAGCAGAGACCAAGAAGAAGGCAAUUCCUAGGAAAGCGGCAGGGCAGAGCUGGGAGGAUCCCACUCUUGCAGAGUGGCCUGAAAAUGACUAUCGUCUAUUUUGUGGUGAUCUUGGAAAUGAGGUGAACGAUGAUGUGCUGUCAAAGGCUUUUGCAAGGUUUCCUUCCUUUAACAUGGCAAGGGUUGUUAGAGAUAAGCGUACUGGGAAGACAAAGGGCUAUGGAUUCAUCAGUUUUGCUAAUCCUAGCGAUCUUGUGGGAGCGCUGAAAGAAAUGAACGGAAAAUAUGUCGGAAACCGCCCGAUCAAGCUUAGGAAGAGCACGUGGACGGAAAGGACUGAUACUGAAGCUUUGGGAAGACAGAAGCACCAUUAUCAGAAGAAGACGAAGCAACCAAAGAAAAGUGUCUUGCACAAAUGAACCCAGCAUCAAGAAUACUGGAUGUUGGAUUUUAGUAUUUCUGGACUGCCAAUGAGAAAGAGAGGAGAGAGAACUAACUAAGAUUUACUCAAAUAUUGCUAUAUGUUAUCACAAUCAUUUGAUUGACACAACUGUAAAAAAGAUGAAUCUUGUCUCAUUUGUAUCAUGAUGUUUGGAAUGUUGCUUUGUUUUUCCAAA